Messenger RNA from Ricinus communis (castor bean), 3309 nucleotides. Its product is annotated as receptor-like protein 14. The coding region runs from base 458 to 3211 and encodes 917 amino acids. Gene Ontology annotation, molecular function: protein binding. Lineage: Eukaryota; Viridiplantae; Streptophyta; Magnoliopsida; Malpighiales; Euphorbiaceae. The record is from RefSeq and is a predicted model, not a curated record. The transcript is spliced from 4 exons.
AUACAUGUCCAAACUAGUUGGUCACCUGUAAAUAAUUAACAUAAGUUGAGCUUAGUUAUGUGUUGAAAUUGCAAAUAUGCAGGGGUGUCUAUAUCCAUGCAAAAUCCAUCAUAAUCUAAUUGUCUUGGUUUAGGAUAUUGAAAAUUUGAAAUGGGUCUAAAACAGUUUUGGGUAGUAGGGAUGAUGGUUAUAUUAUUAGGAGGGCUUGCAGGGAGAAUGAGAGAAAAUGGAAGUGCCAUAUAUUCAUGUGAGAAAACUCCACAGUUCAUUAUUGUUUAGCUUCAAUUUCUUUAUCAUUUUUACUUAAAAAUAUAUGAGGUGCGCCACUAAAAGAAAAGUUCUAACAGGAAUUUUAGAAUUACGAACGACGAACGAGGGUCAACUGAAACAUUGCGUCCUAUAAAUAGAUUAGUAAAGCUGCCAAAAGCGGAGAGAUAGUAAUUAGAAAGCCUUUUCAAUGCUCAUGAAAAAAAUGGUGCUGAAGUGGGUUUGGAUGGGAGUCUUACUAGUUUUAUCAGAGACAUGUUGCUGCAAAGGUUGUCUGGACAAAGAAAGAGCUGCUCUCUUACAGCUUAAACCUUUCUUUGAUAGUACUCUCGCUCUGCAGAAGUGGUUAGGUGCAGAAGAUAACUUAGAUUGUUGUCAAUGGGAAAGGGUUGAGUGCAGCAGCAUCACUGGCCGAGUGACUCGACUCGAUCUAGAUACUACAAGGGCCUAUCAGUCUUCAAGAAAUUGGUAUCUUAACGCCUCUUUGUUUCUUCCCUUUGAAGAACUAAAGAGUCUGUCCUUAAAGGGUAACUCUAUUGUCGAUUGCGUUGAGAAUGAAGGUUUUGAGAGAUUAUCAACAAGGUUAAGCAGUCUGGAGGUCCUUGAUUUGAGUUACAAUUCAUUUAACGAGAGCAUUUUGUCAUCUUUGAGUGAAUUUUCAUCUCUCAAAUCUCUGAAUCUGGGAUUCAACCCAUUUGAAGUCCCAAUUCAAGCACAAGACCUACCAAAUUUUGAGAAUUUGGAAGAGUUGUACUUGGAUAAGAUUGAACUCGAAAAUAGUUUUCUUCAAACUGUUGGGGUGAUGACUUCUCUAAAGGUUCUGUCGUUGUCUGGUUGCGGACUAACUGGUGCAUUACCAAAUGUUCAAGGACUAUGUGAAUUGAUUCAUCUCCGAGUUCUAGAUGUAAGCAGCAACGAGUUUCAUGGUAUCUUGCCUUGGUGUUUAUCUAAUUUGACAUCCCUGCAGCUAUUAGAUCUUUCUUCCAAUCAAUUUGUUGGAGAUAUUUCCAACUCUCCCCUUAAAAUUCUCAAAUCCCUUGUUGACUUAGACGUUUCAAACAAUCACUUUCAAGUACCUUUCUCACUUGGUCCAUUUUUCAACCAUUCAAACCUCAAGCACAUUAGAGGUCAGAACAAUGCAAUUUACUUGGAAGCUGAGUUACAUUCAGCCCCCAGAUUCCAGUUAAUUUCCAUUAUAUUUUCUGGAUAUGGAAUUUGUGGAACUUUUCCCAAUUUUCUCUAUCAUCAAAACAACCUGCAAUUUGUUGAUCUCUCUCAUCUUUCCUUAAAAGGAGAGUUUCCAAACUGGUUGUUAACAAACAACACAAGAUUGAAAAUUCUUGACCUGGUAAAUAAUUCUCUUUCAGGACAUUUGCAGCUUCCUUUGCAUCCUCAUGUUAAUCUAUUAGCACUAGAUAUCUCCAAUAAUCACGUCCACGACCACAUUCCUUUGGAGAUCGGUACAUUUCUGCCAAAAUUGGAAUUGUUAAACAUGUCCAGCAAUGGAUUUGAUGGCAGCAUCCCUUCUUCUUUCGGCAAUAUGAACUCUUUGAGGAUCUUGGACUUAUCCAACAAUCAGUUGUCAGGCAGCAUCCCUGAGCACUUAGCCACUGGCUGUUUCUCAUUAAAUACUCUUAUACUGUCCAACAACAGUUUGCAAGGUCAAAUGUUUUCUAAACAAUUUAACUUGACAAACUUGUGGUGGUUAGAAUUAGACAAAAAUCACUUCAGUGGAAGGAUUCCUAAAAGCUUGUCCAAGAGUGCUCUGUCAAUUAUGGACCUCAGUGAUAACCAUCUCUCUGGCAUGAUUCCAGGAUGGAUUGGCAAUUUGUCAUACUUGCAGAACCUGAUCCUGUCAAAUAAUCGACUUAAAGGUCCAAUUCCAGUGGAGUUCUGUCAACUCCAUUAUCUUGAAGUUUUGGACCUUGCAAACAACAGUGUCUCUGGCAUUUUACCAUCGUGCUUAAGUCCUUCAUCAAUAAUACAUGUUCACUUGUCUCAGAAUAUGAUAGAAGGGCCCUGGACAAAUGCAUUUUCUGGCAGUCAUUUCUUGGUUACAUUAGAUCUAAGCAGUAACCGAAUAACUGGUAGAAUUCCAACUUUGAUUGGUGGGAUUAAUGCACUGAGAAUUCUUAAUUUAAAGAGCAAUAGAUUUGAUGGUGAAAUCCCAGCUCAGAUAUGUGGUCUGUACCAGUUAAGCUUGAUAGUUCUUGCCGAUAACAACCUCUCCGGUUCCAUUCCUUCUUGUUUGCAGCUUGAUCAAUCUGAUUCUUUAGCCCCUGAUGUUCCUCCAGUUCCUAAUCCUCUCAACCCCUAUUAUCUACCUGUAAGGCCCAUGUAUUUUACAACAAAGCGUCGUUCCUACUCUUACCAGGGAAAAAUUCUCUCCUAUAUUUCUGGAAUUGAUUUCUCAUGCAAUAAAUUAACAGGCGAGAUUCCUCCUGAAAUGGGAAAUCAUAGUGCGAUCUACUCACUGAACCUGUCAUACAAUAGGUUUACAGGUCCGAUCCCAUCAACGUUUUCUAACCUGAAGCAAAUUGAGAGCUUAGACCUUUCCUACAACAACUUGAAUGGGGACAUCCCUUCUCAGCUUCUUGAGCUAAAAUUCUUGUCAUAUUUUAGCGUGGCACAUAACAACCUAUUUGGCAAGACACCCAAAAGGACCGGACAGUUUGCAACAUUUGAAGUAAGCAGCUACGAAGGAAAUCCUAAUCUAUGCGGACUGCCUUUGCCAAAAAGUUGCACCGAAAGAGAAGCAUCAUCUGCACCUAGAGCUUCAGCAAUGGAUGAAGAGAGUAAUUUUCUUGACAUGAACACAUUUUAUGGGAGUUUCAUAGUUUCUUACACGUUCGUGAUAAUCGGAAUGUUCCUAGUCCUGUACAUAAAUCCCCAGUGGAGAAGAGCAUGGUUUGAUUUUGUGGAUAUCUGCAUUAGCUCUUUCUAGUAUUCUGCUGUAGACAACGUUACUCUGUCCAUAAUUAGCUGCCACAUUUUCUUCCUCUGGCUAAAUUAUCUUGAAUGUGAAUAUAACUGAUUAUUUUA